This is a messenger RNA of Parus major (Great Tit), 2791 nucleotides long. It is a transcript of the gene SLC44A3, whose product is annotated as solute carrier family 44 member 3. NCBI's taxonomy places the organism in Eukaryota, Metazoa, Chordata, Aves, Passeriformes, Paridae. The coding region runs from base 921 to 2543 and encodes 540 amino acids. Gene Ontology annotation, molecular function: transmembrane transporter activity. Gene Ontology annotation, cellular component: membrane. The transcript is spliced from 13 exons. The record is from RefSeq and is a predicted model, not a curated record. Gene Ontology annotation, biological process: transmembrane transport.
UGUAUCUGUAGAACAGUUGAGCAGCUUCCACUUUGUUUUUAUUAUAUUUCUUACACUAGGGAGUCAUAUCUUACCAUUAAUUUCCUGAACAGCUGAUGGUAACACAAAAUAAAGUUACUUGUUUCUUCUUUAUUUCAAAACCAUAGUUUCUAGAAAUGUUACGGUUCUCUUAUGCAAAUUAGAAAGUUGUUCAUUAAUUCCUGCACAGUGCUGGGAUUAUGUAGCAGAAAACUGACUGCUGAGAAUGAACUAGUGAAGUUUGGUGGGGGUGCUAGGAGGUGACCAGAGUUCAUAUGCUGUUUGAGACUCUUGUCCAACUGGUUCCUUUAUAUGUAAUUAAAACUAUGGUGGAAUUAUUAAUUCCGUGAAGACACAAGUGGAUUUAUCCCUCUGGACAUCAGAUCCCAAUGUUUGCUAUUCCAUUUUGUUGCAGUUUAACCCCAGCUGGCAACUCAUUACCACACAGCCACCCACUUCCCAGCAAAACCAGGACACACCUAGAAAUUUUAUUUGAUUCUGGCGUUCAAGAUGAAAAUGCUGUCAGAAGUAGCUGUUGUAUCAAAGUGGCUCCAGUUUAUUAAUAUCCAACAUGUAAAUAAAAUAAUCUGUAGCCUAAGCCUUAUUUCAUGGGGUAUGUAUAAACUUCAGACCAUAUGCAUAUUAAUGGAUAUUUUUGUCGGAGGUCAGUGUCCCAUUCUUUUUUUUGUUUGUUUUAUUUGGCAGGGAUUGCUAUUUAAAUUGACAAUAUUUGUUUUAAUUUAAUUUUGGGGUAGUUUGCCAUAAUUUUGUAUGUGCAGAAAGCUGUAAACACCUGUGAGAUUAUAUAAGUAUUUUCAGUCUAACUAAACAUAAUUGCAUCAAAUUCCAGCUAAAACUGCUUAUAUGUUUAUGUCAAGGCAGGGAGAAGUCUUGCAUUUUGAAUGGCUUGGAUGUACCCAGCCUUUCUUUCCCAGAAGUGCUGUCUAAUGGAGCAGAGUCUUGUUAGCAGAGUACCUGGUUCUUUUCUUUGUGUUUACAACCUGAAUGUUUCCAGUUACACACUAAAUCCAAAGGCAGCUCAGCUGUGUCCUACACUGCCAGUUCCACCAAGUAAGUCCUUUCCAUUAUUUAAUCGAUGUGUUCCACAAAAUCCUGAAUGCUAUUCCAAAUAUGCAUCUGUCCUAAUACAUAUGGUUAAUGAAAUGGAUAUUUUUCACCGAAUUCUGAGUGGAAUAUUGGCAGGAAGAGAUACUGUGAUAGGACUGAGUGUCCUUGCACUAGCCUUCUCUUUGAUACUGGUUUUAGCCUUCAGAUUCAUUCAGACCCUCCUCAUCCAUACUCUGAUUGCGCUGGUUGUAUUCGGGUUGCUGUUUGUCUCAGGUGUUCUCUGGUGGCUCCAUUAUGACUACAGGAGUGACCCCAGCACUGAACUGGAAACAGAAAAGGAAAAUGCAAAGUUUCUACUUGGAUAUGCCAUCUUCUCAACAAUAGUUACUGUUGUUCUGCUCUCCCUUAUAUUUGUACUAAGAAAGAGGCUUCAGCUUGCUGUACAGCUCUUUCGAAUUGUUGAUAAAAUCAUUGGCAGAAUUCCUUUCCUCCUCUUCCAGCCAUUCUGGACCUUUCUGAUUCUCGUUGUGUUCUGGGUAUUUUGGGUUGCUGUACUACUUAGCUUAGGAACUGCAGGUUCUGCACAGUCCACUUCAGGAGGACAAGUAGAAUACAGAGCUCUGUCUGGAAUUUGCUACAUGGCAUGGUAUCAUUUUGUUGGCCUUAUCUGGACUAGUGAAUUCAUUCUUGCCUGUCAGCAAAUGGUGAUUGCUGGGGCAGUGGUUACUUGUUAUUUCAACAGAAAUAAAAAUAGCCCACCACCUCAUCCAGUGCUGUCUUCCAUAUCAGUUCUUUUCUGCUACCAUCUAGGAACUGCUGUAAAAGGUUCAUUUCUAAUGACAAUACUGAGAAUACCAAGGAUUGUUCUCUUGUACCUUUACAGUAUCCUAAACCAAAAGAAGAAUGCAAAGUGCCUGUUCAACUGCUGUUUCUGCUGGAUUUGCUUCCAGGAAAGUUGCUUAAGAUACUUUAACCAGCAUGCAUACACAACUACAGCCAUAAAUGGGACAAAUUUUUGUACAUCAGCAAAGGAUGCUGUUUGUAUUUUGGCAAGGAAUUCUGCUAAACUUACAUCCAUUAACUGUUUUGGAGAUUUUCUCCUAUUUUUAGGAAAGGUGUUUGUUGUAUGCUUUACUGUUUUUGGAGGAUUGAUGGCAUUUAACUACAACCGGGAGUUGCAAGCUUGGGUAGUUCCUCUGUUGCUGGUUGGAUUUUUUGCCUACCUGAUGUCCCACAGCUUUCUGUCUGUGUUUGAAGUGACAGCAGAUGCCAUGUUCCUUUGCUUUGCUAUUGAUAUGGAAACAAAUGAUGGAACUGCAGAGAAGCCAUACUUUGUGGAUCAGGAGUUGCUGACCUUUGUGAGUCAGAGUAACAAGUUAACAGAAGGGCGAGAACACAGAAACACAAGACCAUUCCAGGAUAAUGAAGAUGGGACAGAGCUCCAGCCUAUGACAUGAAUGUGAAGAACACCAGGAAGUGUGGAAGCAGAGCAGCAAUAGCAAAAAUGGUCAUAUCAAUAAAGAUUACCAAUACCCCAGGACAAAGUAUUGGUUCUGUAAAUCUGUUGUAUCUUCUGCACUGGUAAAAUAACACACAGUCUGUUUGUAUGAAUAAAAUAUUUUGUAUGUCAUCACAUCUGAUUUCUAUUCCUACACUUGUUAUUAUUGUCAGAAAGUUGAUAAUAAACUCACUGUUUGUAAAUUUC